AAAAGGAAUGAGUGUGCCCUCCCCUUCCCCUUUCCCCUUCUCACUGGCUAGUAUGCAAACAUGAUGGCAGGAGCUGGAGCGGGCACUUUGAAACCCAGAGACAGAGAGUGAUAUAUUGCGAAUGGCAGAGAUACUCUACCAGCUCAGGACGGCCUGUCUGUGGACUACUGUCUUUCUAGGCUGGGUCCUAAAGUCUCUUCCACAUACCACGGAAGUGGACUCAACAGGCUUGCACAGAAAAGAGAAAAAGUCAUCUUCCCAGCUGAAGGGAACUUUUGGAUGUCUCAAUGGCCAAAUAUAUCCAAGCCAUGUAUCCAGGCCAAUAAGCUUUACUGUUGUGGAAUACAAUUUCUCCCUGAAGUGGACUUGCACAAUGGUCAGCCUGCUGGGUUCUUUGCCCGUGACCUAGCCACCGCGGGAUAUGGGCUCUCGCACCUUCUGGCUCCAGGAUGAGGAACGCUGUCACUCUCCGAGAAGGCGAGCGGCUUGUUGAUGCCGCAGAAACGCCCAUCCCAGCUCUAUUCUUCUCAGCUGGCACCCUCACAAAGCCAGCCUCUGGGCCUGCCCUGGUUUUUUCAUGAUGUCAUCCAUUCAUCAUUGUGAGCUGAUUGGCGGUCCCAGGCCUUGGCCGGCUGCCCAAGGCCAGGAGGGAAGAGAGAGUUACCAGGACAAACUUGCGGUAGGCCCCUGAGCAUGUGCGGAAAUGUUGUCAUCAGUUCCACAGAGAAAGACUCAGUGGAAAUCAAAGAAGACAGUACAAGUCACGAGAUCCUAUCCAAUCUUCCCCUCCCUGAAUGUCGGGGAAGAAGUCAGGGGCCUCUUGCCUGUGGAUGGGGAGCCAAACCCUGGAGUGGGCCUGGGUGUGGAGGAGGGAUUGCUCUGCCAGAUGGUUCAUUCUCCAGAAUUCAACCUAUUUCCUGACUCAGUGGUGUUUGAAAGCAACUUUGUCCAGGUCAAAAAGGGCAGGAACUGGAUAGACGUCUACAAAGCCUCCAACACCAUGGCCGUUGGGGUGACCUCCUCCGUGCCCUGCCUGCCCCUUCCCAAUAUCCUCCUCAUGGCUAGUGUCAAAUGGCACCAGGGACAGAGCCAGACAUGGAACAGACCAUCUAAAGCCCCAAACAUCAUCCUGAAGAGGAUACUCCCCCUGAAGUUUGUGGAGCUCCAGGUCUGUGACCGGCUUCAACGCAUCCUGCGGUUGAGGACAGUCACUGAGAAGAUCUACUACCUAAGGCUCCACCCUGACCAUCCAGAGACUGUCUUCCGCUUCUGGAUCCGACUGGUUCAGAUUCUGCAGAAGGGCCUGUCCAUCACCACCAAAGACCCUAGGAUUCUUGUCACUCACUGUCUGGUACCCAAGAACAGCUGCAGCCCCUCGGGAGACUCGAACUUAGUACAGAAGAAACCCCAAGCCUGCAAGCCCAGCGAGAGCCUCAUGCAGCUGAUGGCUAAGGGGGAAAGUGAAGCACUCUCUCAGAUUUUUGCCGACUUGCACCAGCCCCGCCAGUUAAGUUCCAGGAGCAGCAAAAAGACACAGACCAAAAGGGACAGCCCAGAGAAAGAUACUCCCAGUGAAGACAGCAUCCCUUGUACCCGAGACCUCAGCUGGCGGGACUCGUUCACUUAUGGAGAGUGGGAAAGAGAGAACCCCUCGGGUCCGCAGCCCCUUUCACUCCUCAGCACCCUGGCAGCCUCCACGGGGCCACAGCUGUCCCCACUCAUAGGAAAUUGUAUUUGAACCACCCUUUCAUUCUGGGGAGAAUCUAUGCAGCCCUCACCAAUGCCACUCUGCCGCCUUCAGCUUUCUGAGGGACUCUAUCUGGAUGUGGAGGAGGAGAAAGCUGCAACUAAGGAAACACUAGAAUCAUCUCACGCUGACAGCAUAGCCUUUCCUUGGAGAACCACUUGCGAGCACGGCUCCGGGUGAGAAGCAUUAUUCCUGCAUCGUUCUAGUAUGUCAUUCCACGUACUCGGGGUCCGCACCGCCACCUGUCACCACACCUAGCCUCCAUCCCGCCACCAGAGCGAGCACAAGAAGACAUGCUCUCAGAAGGGCCAGGGCCCAGAGGUGGAGAGAAGGAAGGAAAGGGAAGCAGGACCGGAGGAGACGUGGAAGAGACCAAAGUGGAGGCGAAGAGAGGAGGUGGAGGGAGGAAGUCCGAGAAGAGGGGAGAUCUCGCGGCGAGGCGGUAACAGAAGGAAACAGAGGGACCUGAAAAAGAAGCUGGAGAGGGUACGAGAAGAAACACACCACUGAGAGAUGCCUCACCAAGCUUCUAUUUAUCUAAUUUAAAACUUGAAAGUAAGGCCAUAAACCAAAAGAGAAAUGUC
Molecule: messenger RNA, 2331 nt
Organism: Felis catus (domestic cat)
Lineage: Eukaryota; Metazoa; Chordata; Mammalia; Carnivora; Felidae
Gene: GARIN1B
Product: family with sequence similarity 71 member F1
Exons: 10
Coding region: 704-1738 (344 amino acids)
Cellular component (GO): nucleus
Source: RefSeq, a predicted model, not a curated record